AAGAUAUUUGUUUGUUUUGGCUCUAUAUUAACUUGCCAAUUACUUCCUUCGCAAGAAAACCCUCAGCAGCACAGGGGGUAUGGCUUUAUUGAGUUUGCUUCCCCAGCAGCAGCAAAAUUAGCCAUUGAUACCAUGAAUGGAUUCGAGGUCGUAGGCAAACAGCUGAAGGUGAAUUAUGCAACGGCAUUAAGGAGUGCUGCAGUUGCUGGCAGCUUGGGUGUGGGUAUGGGUGCACAAAUGGCUCCUCUUGUAGCAGCAAAUGCAGCAGCAGCAGCAGCUGCUGCUGCUGCUGCUGACGGCGCUGCGGCGGCUGCGCUGCAAGGCGCCACAGGAGCAAACAAAACACCGCUAGGCACCCAGCAGCCACAGGCAGGAACUCCUGCCGGUGCGCAGCAGCAGCCAGACCAGCAGCAGCAGCAGCAAAGCGGGGGAGGUGAUGCAGCCGCUGGAGGUGCAGCAGCAGCCGCACCAGCAGCAGCAGCAGCACCUGCAGCAGCAGCACCACCAUUCCCUGAGAAGCCAACAGGCGAGCCAGGCAGCAGCAGCGUCUUGCUGCUGCUAAAUACAGUCUCUGCUGAAGAAGUGGACGAUGACUUAAAGGAAGAAAUGCGGGAGGAGUGCCGUCGCUUUGGCGAAGUUUUAGCUGUAAGAGUAGAAAUUAUUGAUGGGGACGGUAAGGCAGGGUCUUUUGAGGGAGACAAUUUAGAUGAAAAAAUAGGACAGCAGCAGCAGCAGCAGCAAGAUGGAGGGGACGGAGAAGACAGGGAGGGGACAGAAGAAGCAGCACCAGCAGAUAUUGGCAUGAAGAGAGAUAAUGUUUAUAAAUAA
This is a messenger RNA of Eimeria maxima, 828 nucleotides long. RefSeq names its product Ro ribonucleoprotein-binding protein 1, RNA binding protein with 3x RRM domains, related. The annotation marks the transcript as partial. Gene Ontology annotation, molecular function: RNA binding. Gene Ontology annotation, biological process: alternative mRNA splicing, via spliceosome; regulation of alternative mRNA splicing, via spliceosome; mRNA splice site recognition. NCBI's taxonomy places the organism in Eukaryota, Apicomplexa, Conoidasida, Eucoccidiorida, Eimeriidae. The record is from RefSeq and is a predicted model, not a curated record. Gene Ontology annotation, cellular component: precatalytic spliceosome; catalytic step 2 spliceosome. The transcript has 4 exons.